This is a messenger RNA of Notothenia coriiceps (black rockcod), 798 nucleotides long. Its product is annotated as sodium-dependent neutral amino acid transporter B(0)AT1-like. The transcript is spliced from 4 exons. Bases 39 to 656 code for a protein of 205 amino acids. Lineage: Eukaryota; Metazoa; Chordata; Actinopteri; Perciformes; Nototheniidae. Gene Ontology annotation, molecular function: neutral L-amino acid transmembrane transporter activity. Gene Ontology annotation, cellular component: apical plasma membrane; plasma membrane; brush border membrane. Gene Ontology annotation, biological process: neutral amino acid transport; nitrogen compound transport; sodium ion transmembrane transport. The record is from RefSeq and is a predicted model, not a curated record.
GUCUGGCCUUCAUCGUGUUCACAGAAGCGAUAACCAAGAUGCCUGGUUCUCAAAUCUGGUCCGUACUCCUUUUCGUCAUGCUUUUCAGCUUAGGCCUCUCGACCCUGUUUGGCAACAUUGAAGGAGUGGUGGUCCCAUUGAAAGACUUGAAUGUAUUCCCUAAAAAUUGGCCCCAUGAAGUACUGACAGGUUUAACAUGUGCCAUAGCCUUCAUCAUCUGUCUCCUGUUUGCCCAGAAUUCAGGGCUUUAUUGGGUAACUCUCUUUGACAACUUUGCUGGAUCUGUUCCACUUCUGACCAUUGGAUUGUUUGAGAUGAUAGCUGUUGUAUACAUCUACGGCAUUGAUAGGUUCAAUGAGGACUUUGAGUUCAUGGUUGGAUACAAGCCCUCUAUCUUUUGGCAGAUUUCAUGGAGGUUCACCAGUCCUCUAAUUGUGCUGGUUAUUUUAGUUUUCUACCUGGUGACACAAGUCCAAGAAGCGCUCACAUACUCAGUUUGGGAUCCCAACUCUGAGAAGUUCCCAUCUCUGGCUUCAGUACCCUACCCUUCUUGGAUAUACGUGAUCAUCUUUCUGUUGGCAGGAGUUCCCAGUAUGGCAGUGCCUGUGUAUGCAUUAUGUAGAUUUGUCUUUGUUUGCUGUAAGAACAAAAAUUAAUAAAACACUGUUUUAAAGUCAGACAUUUUAGAAUACUACAAAACCAUACUUACCUACUGCUCAUUUGAUUUCUUGUUGUAUUAAAAACCUGUUAAGCCCGAUUGCCCCCGCCGGCGGGGCUAAACAGAACAAUAUUCACAAA